ACACCCAAGUAAAAACGAAUGUGUCACAUGUUGCUUUCAUUUUUAAUUUACAGUGACGGUAACAUCUGAGACCCCAUGGAUCAGCAGCGUAUUACAAACAUGACGAUUAAACUCAUGGUUCUUGCCUUGUACUGUAAAGGUUCCUUGGCUGAGAUCACCAGAGAGCUCAGUGUCUUAGUGGGCAAUGAGGUAACGCUCAGCUGCAUGUUCGACACACCGCAUAAGCUAGUGGAGUGGAGUGCUCUUAGUAUUGAAUGGAACAUGGUGGACAAACACGCAAAGAAGAGCAUGGUGUACACGCUGGAAGAUGGAAGAGCUCAUGUGUACAAAGAAGGCUCUGUGGUGAAUGAAACGUGCCUGCGUCAGAGUGAUGCGUCGCUGCAGCUUCAUAAUGUCACUGUAGGAGAUGAAGGACUGUACACCUGCAGAGUCAUCAACCCUCUGAUCUACACAGAGUCCACUGCUCUGAAAGUGCUCGCUCUGCCUUCAGUGUUGCUCCCAGAAAAGGCAACAGUGAGAGAAGGACAGGAGAAAACCAUACAGUGUGAUGUAACAGGUUUCUACCCAGAGAAAGUGGCUGUGACGUGGCUGAUCCAAAAUGGCACCCAGACCAUCCAUGCAGGGUUGGGCCAACUGUCCCGUGUAUGCAAUGAGCUGGCUGUACACAAUCCAGAUGGCACCUACAGCAUUCGUAGUGGCAUCACGCUGCACUCCUCAGUUCUAAGGGGUGGAGAAAUACAUGUCAUCUGCCAAGUUGAGCACCAGACCUACAAUGGUCUGUACAACCGAUCUGUAACACUGGCUGUUCAAGCUCCAUCAGAGCCGCUUCACAGUACAGCCACUGUGAUAGCUGUUACAAGUGCAAUAACUUUGCUACUGGUCACCUGUGUUACUGGAGGAUCUUUAUAUCUCUACAGAUAUUUUUACAAAGUUCCAUUUAAUGUUUCGGAAAUCAGUCAGCCCAACAUCAUAUACGCUCAGGUACCCACAGAACUGAAGUGCACCAUUCAGGGAGCCACAAGGUGGGAGCUCAAAGUGAAAUGGUUUAAACAAAGAACCAGUCCAGACUCAGUGAUUCAGUCAGAGUCAGGUUCUUCAGAUUCCCUGCUGGAGACUGAGGAUCUCAGCGAACGGGCUAGUCUGCAGUCAGAUGGCAAAAAUCACACAUCUCUCCUGCCUGUAUUUCUGACUGUUACUGAAGACCAAACCAAAUACCAGUGUGUAGUGUGGUGCAAGGACAGGAGCUUCAGAAGGGAGACCACAGUCAAGGUUAAAGUGGAACCAUCUUUUCUUAAGAUCUCCAGCAUUCCUCAGAUCCCAAAGGUGGAGAGGCUGCUGGUUCUUUGCUGUCGCGUGGAGAACUUUUACCCCCAGGACAUCGACCUGGAAUGGUACAGGAAUGAUGGGGAGAAGGUCCACCUCGUCACUCACUUUGGCCCCUUCUCUGACCAGAGCCGCCUCUACAAUGUGUGGAGUAAGAUCGAGCUCAUCAUGGCCAUAGAGGAUGAGAGGGCCAUGUACACUUGCCGUGUUUACCACUCCAGCUUCCAAGCUCCGGGGUACAAGGAUGUCUUUUACCACAUCAACACUCAAGGAACCCCCCCUGAUGUGAUGUUCAUCAACCACGAACCUCAGUGUCCUAAAGUGAAUGAAGAGUGUACUUUGCACCUGCACAUAAAAGACUUUUGUCCUGAGGAGGUGUUGGUGACAUGGACUAAAGAUGGAGACAAGGUUGUCUCUGGUGUCUUUAAUACUCCCCCCAGCCUGAACGUCAACGGCCUGUACUCCAUGUUCAGUUUCCUCAAACUCAAUCCCACCAAGAAUUACCAAGGCUGCACAUUCAAAUGCCAGGUGGUUCAUAGUGCUCAGAAGGAGCCUGAGGAAAGGCUCUUCAUAUUUCCAAAACUCUGCCUGACAGACAGCUGUUGAUGUCUAAACCUACUUUGGACCAUUUCACAUCUGGGGAGUAAAUAAUUUUAGUUUUAAUUCUGCAGUUCUGCUGACUACAAAACUGUAAAACAGAAAACAAAAAAAAUUGAAAUGCUUUAGUUUGAUAUCUGCAAAUUUUAUCCUGCCUGAAUAUCACUUUAGGUUAAACAGGCUGGGUUAUCCACAUUUAAGACUGCUAUAAACCUUUUCUGACAAUCUUAAAGACCACGUGAUGCCCUCUGGAUAAUACAAUAGCCAUUUCAUUAUUAUUUUUUGUUUUUAUCACACACAAUAUUGUAUUUCAUAUAGUUAACAGUGUCAGUUAACUAUUAAGCCAUUAAACUAACUCUUCUAAGGUGAUGCUAGGCGCUCUACCUUCUAAGCUACCUGCAGAGUUAGUGCAGUCAGUGCACACGCUGCUUUGAAUUUACUCUAAGUUUUGAGUAACCUUGGUUUCAUUGCUAUAUGUUCCUAUAUGUAUUCUAAUUGCUGCAUAUUUUUUUGUUCUAUUUUUUUGUGCAGAACAUUUUUAUUUGUAUAGCAAACUGUAGUUUGUAGUUGCAAACAAUUUCAAGUUUUGUUACAAAGAUUGUUGAGAGAGGGACAAUUGUUUUGUUGUUGUUUUCUAUUAACAGAAUUAAAUGU
Molecule: messenger RNA, 2574 nt
Organism: Maylandia zebra (zebra mbuna)
Lineage: Eukaryota; Metazoa; Chordata; Actinopteri; Cichliformes; Cichlidae
Source: RefSeq, a predicted model, not a curated record